Messenger RNA from Ficedula albicollis (Collared flycatcher), 1032 nucleotides. RefSeq names its product granulin (gene GRN). The transcript has 9 exons. The record is from RefSeq and is a predicted model, not a curated record. The annotation marks the transcript as partial. Lineage: Eukaryota; Metazoa; Chordata; Aves; Passeriformes; Muscicapidae. Gene Ontology annotation, cellular component: extracellular region.
GGGUUCCCCGCCUGGAAGCGCCGGCCCCCCGCCCCAGCGGCGCCGCGCCAGGUGCUGUGUCCCGACGGCCGCUCGGCGUGUCCCGACGGGGCGACCUGCUGCCAGCUGUCCCCGGCGCGGUACGGCUGCUGUCCCCUGCAGAACGCUGUGUGCUGCAGUGACGGGCAGCACUGCUGUCCCCAGGGCACCACCUGUGACCUGGUCCACUCCACCUGCACCUCCCUGGGGGGCUCUGCGCCCCUGGCAGCACUGCCCCGAGCUCGCGAUGUCAGGUGUGACGAGGUGACGAGCUGUCCCGAUGGGAACACGUGCUGCCGGCUCAGCUCAGGGGCCUGGGGAUGCUGCCCCCUCGAGCAGGCUGUCUGCUGCCCCGACCACGUGCACUGCUGCCCCCAGGGCUACACCUGUGACCCCGAGGGGGGCAGCUGCCUGCAGGAGGGGGGCACCCGCCUGCCCUGGGUGCAGAAGACCCCGGCGCUGCCCCGGGGGGCACAGGUGACAUCAGGGAACGUCAUGUGUGACGAAGAGACGAGCUGUCCUGAUGGGAGCACGUGCUGUCGGAUGAGCCUGGGCACCUGGGGGUGCUGCCCCCUCGAACAGGCCGUCUGCUGCCCCGACCUCGUGCACUGCUGCCCCCAGGGCUUCACCUGCGACCCCGAGGGGGGCAGCUGCCUGCAGGGGGGGGGCACCCGCCUGCCCUGGGUGCAGAAGACCCCGGCGCUGCCCCGGGGGGUACAGGUGACAUCAGGGAACGUCAAAUGUGACGAAAAGACGAGCUGUCCUGAUGGGAGCACGUGCUGCCGGCUGAGCCUGGGCACCUGGGGGUGCUGCCCCCUCGAACAGGCCGUUUGCUGCGGGGACCACCAGCACUGCUGUCCCCGGGGCUACACCUGCAACGUGGCCACCGAGAGCUGCGAGAAGCUGCUGGCACCCACCCCGCUGGUGCCAACCCCCCCUGGCCCCAAUGACCCCUCUUCAUCCUCACCACGUAGAAAACGUUUAGAAACACAGUUAAAAUCCAAAGGGGGAUGA